Messenger RNA from Guyanagaster necrorhizus, 2906 nucleotides. RefSeq lists its product as uncharacterized. The record is from RefSeq and is a predicted model, not a curated record. The transcript has 11 exons. Gene Ontology annotation, biological process: mRNA processing. NCBI's taxonomy places the organism in Eukaryota, Fungi, Basidiomycota, Agaricomycetes, Agaricales, Physalacriaceae. Gene Ontology annotation, cellular component: nuclear body. Gene Ontology annotation, molecular function: nucleic acid binding. Bases 187 to 2790 code for a protein of 867 amino acids.
GCUCCAUUGCGGACACAAGUGAGCGCGGUUCAGCACGGUUGAGCUCAAGAGUGACGCCAGCCUUGCCACCUUGUGAACGUGAUCCCAAGAGGUCUGUGCUUCACUAUGCUCGACCUCUCUUCGUCGCAGGCUCUGAUCAGCCGUCUUCUCGUCUCUGUUUCUCUCUCAGUUCUUUUCCUUUGAAAGAUGUCCUGGCCUUCUUCGUACCCUCCUCCGCCCCGUCGUUCUCGUUCCCGUUCGCCGGGUCGCAGCGACUACCAGACCGAACAGCAGCGGUUGGACGACCUAGACAUUUGGAACGCCGACGAGAGGGAUCAAGUGUUGGGGUUCAAUAGGGUCGGAUCGUACGACUAUGGUCGUCGCGGAAGGGGUCGCAGUCCACCGCCGGACGGAAGCAGCAGGAAACGGCGACGAUCUAUGUCUCCGUACGAACGGGACAGAUAUGACCCUCGUCCUAGAUACGGCGAUGACUAUGAUCCUUACUUUCGUGGGCACUCUCCCCCGAGACGCGGCCACGCGGCCAGACGAGCCCCUCCGGAUCCUCAUACCUUUGAUUAUCCGGCAUCGUUAAAGCAAUAUGCUGACUGGUUUCGGUUCUUUUUCCCCCAAAAGGCCAUCGACGAAGACAACGCCGACAAAGCUGCUGAGCAAGAAGCCGGUGAUGGUUCGAAACCUCGAAACGGCAUCAAAAGUCAUUGGGAACAAUAUAAAAAGGAUUUUGCGUCAAAUCAAUUGAAGACGAUGUUCGAACACCACAGGAAUUCGCCAUGGUUUGCUGAGAAGUAUGACCCGUCUCCUGCGUAUCAGAAGCUGCGUGCCAGGAUUAGGAAAGAGGGCUGGCGAGGUCGUCUUGUGACAUUCUUACAUGAAUUGGAAUCGGGAAAGUUCGACCCUGAUCUCAAUGAGAAUGAGCCCAAGUCACCGGUGAAGGAUGUCCCGGCCAACGGAGAACCCAAGGAUUCAAAUAGUGCAUCUGAGAGCAAGGUUGACGGCGACAACGAAUUGCAGUUCAAUGCCGAUGUUGACUUUGACCCUGUCCUGGACAUCGAUCUCGCUUUCAAUGACAGAUCUGACAACAAGCGAUCGAACAAGCGAGACUGGGAUCGUGGUGAAGAGAUUGCCGUAGCUCCUGAGGGCAACCAGAUCAUGAUACGGACUAUUCCACCGGAUAUUGGACGCAUUAAACUUGAAGAAGCUUGUCGUAAAAUUCCAGGUUUUGUCUAUCUUGCCUUGGGUGAUCCUAUGCAGAAACGCAACUAUUAUCGUGCUGGCUGGGUUCGUUUCCAUGAAGAUGCCGAUAUGAUCUUAGCCAUGAAUGAACUGUCGGAGAGAAAGAUCGAAGGUUUCAAGUUACAUGUUACGCACAACAUGCGGCCGUUUAUGAAUCGUGUUCGAUAUGCACCCGAAAUCGCUAGCAGACCUGAUAGACUUGAAAAGGACCUUAAUAACGCAAAAACCUUGGCUACCAUUCUGGAGGAGGAAGCUUAUAAGCUACGCCACAUGAAGAUUAAGCUCGAGGAUACUUUGAAAGUUGACGGUGACUCAGCAACCCAAGAUCAAGCGGGUGCAGGGGAUGCAGCUCAAGAUCCUACGGAUGAUGACGAAGACGAGCCCAUGGAAAGAGGUAGUGAUGCAGUUGAGCGGCGCAUUGAAAAAAUCAUGUCCGAUAUACGUGAGCAAAAUGUCAUUGAUUCAAAUGACGAGGUGCUUUGGGCUGCAGAGAAGACCCAAGUUUCGUUGGAUCUUUAUAUUGAGUAUCUCCGAGCAGCAUUCCACACUUGCUACUACUGUUGCAUUGUUAGCGAUCAUCUUGAGGCAUUGCAUCGUAAGUGUGUCAAGCACGUAAGGAAGCCUUUAUCAAGCGGGCAUUUUGAGGAGAUGGUGAAGGCAGUAGAAGCGGAAAAAGCAGAGAAGGAAUCUAAGAUGCAAGAGGAUGAGUCAUUUGGUAAAGUCGGACAAGAUGAGAAAAAGGCGAAGACCAAGAAAGACGACCGAUGGAAGCGUAAUGACGAGCGCUGGUUGGACUGGUUGGAUUCCAAAAUCGCACUUCUCAUUAACCGGGAUGGUGUCGACCUUCGUGAAUAUGGCGGAAAGAACUACGACGAGGUGUUGGCCCGGGCCGUCGAUCCCUUCAUCAAGCAAGAAGAUGAAGGCAAGUUUCGGUGCAGGAUGUGCCUAAAGUUAUUCAAGGCUACGCCUUUUGUUGAGAAACACAUUGCCAAUAAGCAUCCAGAAUCAAUUAAGGAAGUCGAGGAUGUGCCCUACUUCAACAACUUCAUCCUGGAUCCUUACCAUAUCCAGCCCUUUUCCCACCCACCGAUCCAGAUGGGUCAUACUAACCAGAUGGCACCUCCGCAGGCGUUCGGCAUACAGGGCCCUUUACAUGGUGGCGGUAAUCAGUACUAUCAAGGGCCUCCCCCUGGAAAUUGGGGAGGUGGACCAGACUUAUUCUAUCCUGCACCUGGAAUGUACCCUUUUCCGCCGCAGCGCCGUGAUGACUCUACUGGACGUCGGCUUAGUGACCGUAUUGGGAGCAAUCUAAUGACCACGGAGGGAUCUGUCAUUCCAGCUGGUGCCGGUCUCCCGCCUAAACCUAUGUCUGCAUUGGAUACUGCCCUUAGCAGUGGUAACGUUCGAAGGGUAGGGAGGGGUGGUGCUGCGCCAGCGACUGGGCCACCACCACCACCACCUCCUGAUGCGAAAGAGGACCCCCGAGCCGCAGCUGGCAAGAGGGUCAGCUAUCAUGACAUGGAUCUGGUUGCAGAGGGCGAUGUGGAAUUAUCGUAUUAGAUUUAGUUAUUGAUUAUAUGGUCCUGGAAGGAUAAAAACAAUACGGUUUCUUGUUGUCGCAGUCUGUUCUAUUAAUUUGUACUUGUUGAUGAUUGAAAUCAAACAGCCUUUCUCAC